CCCCAGGCUCUCUCGCAGCAACCCCAAACCCCUGAGAGCCCGCACUCCUGCGCCCUCCGUGGGAAGAGAGACGCGGGGCACACCCCCCAUGCGGGGCUGCAGCGCCUGUCGGGGUGACCAGUCUGGCCCCCACCCUCGUUCUCGUCCCUCCGCCUUUCCCUGCCGGCGGCCCUGCCGCGGCGGGGGCAGCGAAGGCUGUGGGAUGGCGGUAAAGGCGGCGUGUGACAGAUGGCCUCCUCUGACAGCUCUCGGUAUCAGCUCAGUGGCUCCCUGCCAUUGGCUCGGUGCAGCCGACCGGCAAGGCAGCUCGCUAUAACAGCGCUGUGCCCGGCAGAGGCGGCAGCUCAGACGUCUCCGCCGCGCCCGCCCUGCUCCUCCCCUGGCAGCCCGCUCCGCGCCGGAGGGGCCGCACACACCUCCUCUCACACACACCGGCACAUGCCGCCGGCCCCGGCCCUCCGCGGCCCGCUGAGCCGAGCCGAAGGAGGCCGGCCGGCCUGAGCAACCCGCUGGCGGCGGGGAGGCGGCCCCGUCCCCGGCCCCAUUCCCGGCCCCAUGGAGUGCUACUACAUUGUCAUCAGCUCAGCGCAUCUCAGCAACGGGCACUUUCGCAAUAUCAAGGGAGUUUUCCGAGGCCCCCUUAGCAAGAACGGAAAUAAAACUCUGGAUUAUGCUGAAAAGAAAAGCACGAUAGCAAAAGCUCUGGAAGAUCUUAAAGCCAACUUCUACUGUGAACUUUGUGACAAACAGUACUAUAAACACCAGGAAUUUGACAAUCACAUUAACUCUUAUGAUCAUGCUCACAAACAGAGACUGAAGGAGCUGAAACAGAGGGAGUUUGCUCGAAACAUAGCAUCUAAGUCAUGGAAAGAUGAAAGGAAACAGGAGAAAGCCCUUCGACGUUUGCACAAGCUGGCUGAGCUAAGGAAAGAGAGAACAUGUGCUCCUGGAAGUGGCCCUAUGUUCAAAUCUACUACAGUGACUGUGCGAGAUCAUUGCAGUAAUAUCCCCCAAAGUGCUUCCAUAGAUUCUUCCAACAAUCAGGAUUUAAUGCAUGAUACACAGAAUGGUGAAGAUGUUGCUUCUGUUACUUCUUCCAUUCCUGGAAAUGCCUGUAGUAAUAAAUCCGACAGUAACAAAUGUGGAGAUGAGGUUCAAGGAGCUCAAGGACAUAGAGCUGGUUUCUCUUUUGCUUUUCCCAAGAAAGCAGUGGUCAAACUGGAGUCUUCAGCUGCUGUUUUCUAUGAAUAUAAUGACGAGACGUCUAUAGAGCAUGGAUUUAGCAGAAGAAGUAGGUUUGUUCCAGGAGCAUGUAACAUUCAGUCUCCUUCAGUGGCAGAAAUAGUCCUGUGCCCUGAGGAGAAACAUAGCUGUUUUCACCCACUGGUGGAAAAAUGCAUAGGCACAGCAGAAGCUCCUAAAGCUCAGGAGCCAGAAAAACUGCCUGGUGAAGAAAGCGGUGUGCUGGAGUCUCCUGUCUUAACUCCUGCUGCAUCUCAUUCAAAGCAGCUGGUUUCCUUGGACAUGGCUAGCUAUGGCAUUGAUGUGCAUGCAGCAGACGUAAUGGACCAAACGCUGCCCAUGGCUGUGGACAGUGCUGAGGUCCUGAGCCUGGACUGCAGUGGGUAUGAGCUGCAGGCAAACAGGGCUCUGGCACAAGCAAUUGUGGCGGACUCUUUAUUUCUGCAGGAUGUUGCCGAGGAAAAUGAUACAGAUAGUAACAGUGAUCCGUCCAUGACUAAAACUGAAAUAAAAAGACUGGUUGCAGAUGUAUCAGUUCCAUCAGCAUCUGAAGAAGGUAGUGGUGAAACCCCACAAAGCAAACCGGACAUGCACAAGAGACCUUGUGAACCCUUUGUUCCUGUUCUUAGCAAACACGGAUCAAAUAUUCUUCAGUGGCCAUCGGAAAUGUUAAUUUACACAAGUACAGACCCAUCAAUUUCUUACAGCUGCAAUCCUUUAUAUUUUGAUUUCAAGUUAUCAAGAGCAACUGACACCCAAGAAAAGCCCAAGCAUCAGCCAAACAUACCUCAUUUGCACCAUAAAAGUGAACCCAACCAUAGCUUAGUCUUGAAUUUUACAAAUAAGCCUCCUUCAGAUUGUGGUGAUUAUGAAGCAGAAAUUAAUAAAGAUGUGUGUGACUAUACAAUACCCCUUAUAAGUGACGAUUCCCUCCUCAUAAAUUGUGAUCUUGCAAAAAAUCAAAAUAAAGUGUCUUUGGAUGAAUCAUUCAGGAUUAGAAAAAUAGAAAAGUAUCACAUUUCUAAAAAUCACUUACGACAAAACACUGUGAUAGAUGAGAAAUGCAACAAAAUCUGGAUCAAAGAAAGCCAUGAAAAAUGGCUUCACAAAAGUAGAAAACGAAAAAGAAAAUUGUAUCACCAUCAUCAUCACUGUGGGGACAUGACAACAGCAGAAAUGGAGAUGUCCUCAAUGAGUGAAAAAGAAUUCAGUUACCAAGAGGAAAACAAAUAUGAGCACCUCCAAAAUAAUCCAGAGAAGUGCAAAUAUGAUGUGAGGAAUAUCUGGCUAGCUGCAGGUAAGCUACAGCAUUCACAUCAAAAACUUGAUAUUGAAAAUGGUCAUAAGAGAGUCAAGUCUGCAACACAUCAUGUACAUGGGGACAGAGGCCGGUGUGAUGUUUGGAGUGCAACCAGCAACCAGCACCAUCGUUGUAAGCGAUGGCACAGAAGGAGCAGAGCAAGUUCUCAGGUAUAUGCAAAGCAGCUGGCUCUGAGUUCAAGGAGGCACAGCCUCAGGUACGCUAAAACAUGUUGUAGCUGGAAAGUCAGGAGGUCAAGCUGUAGCCCAGAGCAUAAGUGUUUAGGACACUGCAGUGUGGAAAAGACUCUGAGUCAAAAACAGUCCAUAAAGAGAGGUUACAGUGUUCUGACAGAAGAAACAAAGAAAUCCCACUGCAAGCGGAGAGAGCAUAUCUAUUCCUCUUCAUCAGAAGAAAGCUCGUAUGAACAAACAUUAUCAGCAGAGGAAUAUCUGAGGCAAGCUCAAACUAUAGGUGCACGUCACAAGACAAAAGGGAAACAAAGGAAAAGAAAAACCAGAAUCCAUCACAUAUCCCUUGACAGUAAAGCAAGGAGUGAGAACUCCAGACCUUCCACAGAAAGUUCUGCAAAUUCUACAUUAGAUGUUUUGAGGGACCUCUCUACUCAAGACAGUCUAGAGGAAGUUAGUGCAGAUCCCAAAGCUGAUCGUGCAAAAGACACAGACGAAAUGGCGCAACUGGAGGAAAGCAAGUCAUCUCUAGACACUGACAGUUCACACGUGUUAGAACGCAAUGAACCAAGGGUGUGCACAGUAAUGGAGAACACGCCAGGUGUAUUUUCUGAUGUUGUCACUGUGCCUCUUCCUGAGCACUGCGCUCCAGCAGCUGCUAGCACUCAAGGUGUUCUCCAAGAGGAAAAGAAGGAAGAAGAGGUCAACAGUCAUGAAAAUCAGGCUCAUUACAAACCUCCCCUCCACAACAGACAUUUGGAACAAGUUCCUCCUAGAUCCUAUGUUUGCCAUUAUGAAUUGGCCGAGUCUCUACCACAUGAGAAAAUAAAUGAGGUGACUGGUGAAUGGGUACAGUGUAAUCCUGGUAUAUUUGGCAGCCUACCACCCUUGCCACUAAAGGAAGCACAUAUAAACAGUCACACUUUUUUAACUACAGAGCAGUUACUAGCCCCUUUUACCCUGCCUGAUCAGACACUGAUAUUCCCUCCAGACAAACACGACAAAUUCAAAGAUCUCCCGUCUGAGGCCUAUCAGCAGAUCAUGCCACAAAACAUACUGGCCAGCAAAGUGAAGUUCACCUUCCCUCCUACAGCAAUCCAGCCUCCGAAUUCCCCGCUGCAGCCUGUACCCCUGCAGCCGCCACUGUGCUCUACCUCCGUCACCACCAUCCACCACACUGUCCUACAGCAGCAUGCCACUGCUUCACUGAAGGUUCUCCAGCCCCACCAGCAGUUUCUCUCACAGGUCCCUGCUCUUUCCCGAUCUCCUUUACCUCAUGUGCCAGUAGGACCAAGGCUUUGCCCAGGGGUUCACACAGCUUUUGUCACAGCGCCGCACUUGCCACUGCUGCCACCCUCAGUCUUGUCACCAAGCCCGCUGGCAUUCCCACCGCUGCCACACACCAUGUUCCCAUCCCUGCUGUCCCCACACCCUACUGUCAUCCCCCUGCAGCCCCUCUUUUAGAAUGGGUUCUCAGGGCUGGGGGAAGGAGCCCUCAGCUCAGUGUCCUGCUGCUUCUACAGCCCCCCUCAACUUUGCAGGAUGGUUCUGUGAAAUGAACUUUUUAAAAUUCCUUGUUCCUUGGAAAGCAUUUACUGUAAGUACAAUGAUGCAAACAUUCAUGUUGAGUUCAGACCUGUACUAUAACAAAAGCACUAAAUAGUAUGAUGCUAAUAUGAACUCUCUACAUGUAAGUGAAAAACAUGUCUUAGAAUAUGUAGAAUGUAGAUAAAAUACAUUUAUAGUUCUAUAACUUAUGUUGUAAAGUAUUCACUUUUUCGUUUUUAUCUUUGUGUAUUUGCACCUAUUUAAUGUUUAGACAAAGCUGAUGCACUAUGUUUUGUACUAUGUCCUCUGAAACUGUAAAUCUAGUGACAAACUAUCUCUUGCAAUAAAUUUUUGUUAACUACUUAAGUAUGUAAAAAAAUCUUUCAUUAUGAGCCUCAUGGAUGUUGUUCUUCCAUGGUUUUGUGCAGCUGAAUAGCAUCCUCUGCCCCUACUCUGUUUGAAUACUCAGGUUUCCUAUGCAUCGGUGAUUUAUCAAGGAGGCUCAGAGGCUAAUACCUUGAGGUAUUGUCUCACCGAGCAAGAGAGGAAGGUUAAUGUUUGUGUUAGCAGCUUAAUGUUACCAUGAUAAAUUGUGCCUACCUGUAAUAUGUGCGCAAACUGCUCACUGUUGGAGCUAAUCCCUUUUGUACUAAACCACAAAAUGAUGAUGUAACAAAAAUGACAUCAAUGAUGGGCCUGGGGGGAAUGUCAACAGCAGAUUGACUUCAGGGGAAUAUUGCUCACACUGGAAUGGUGGAGCACAGGGAAGGUCUUGGUUCUACCAUAGCAGUUGUGCUGACUGCACACAGCCCUCAACAGGGCAGAUCUGUUUGGGUGAGGUCCUUGCUGCCUGUGCAGUGUGUGACAAUAACAAGGACGCAUGAGUAUGAAGGGAAUGUCAGGAGGAGGGGGAAACCCACCAGGGUUUGAGACAGAUUCUCACCUCACUUCCACCCUCUCUUUCCUGACGCAAUUUGCCAAAGUAGAAUAACAUUGAAUAGAGAUCAGCUAAAAUAAUAAUAUACUGCCAUUACUUCUAACUCUAUUUCAGAGACUUCUCCCUACCUCUGCAGUCUGUUUAUUGCUGUUGAACCUCACCCAGCUUUAGCCAGUGAAAUCUCCACAUUUGCUUUAUUUUUGGAUCUAUCAGGCCCACACCUGUGACGGACUACAACAAAACCGAAGACAUUCUGAGAUAGAGCCAUCUUUUU
This is a messenger RNA of Neopsephotus bourkii (Bourke's parrot), 5492 nucleotides long. RefSeq names its product zinc finger protein 804A (gene ZNF804A). The transcript has 4 exons. The coding region runs from base 556 to 4197 and encodes 1213 amino acids. NCBI's taxonomy places the organism in Eukaryota, Metazoa, Chordata, Aves, Psittaciformes, Psittacidae. Gene Ontology annotation, cellular component: nucleus. The record is from RefSeq and is a predicted model, not a curated record.